Messenger RNA from Dracunculus medinensis (Guinea worm), 1050 nucleotides. The record is from the annotation of a GenBank genome assembly. NCBI's taxonomy places the organism in Eukaryota, Metazoa, Nematoda, Chromadorea, Rhabditida, Dracunculidae.
UCCUCCUGGUUUACGAUUCAUAGCAGAAAUGGUGAAUCUUUGUUAAUUUUCAUAAUAUUUUUUAAGGUUGAAAAUCUUGAUCGCCUCAAUAUAAUUCAUGUAAGCGGUACAAAAGGCAAAGGAUCGACAUGUGCUUUUGUUGAAAUAAUUUUAAGGAGACUUGGUUAUAAGACUGGUUUCUACAGUUCUCCUCACCUAAUGAAUGUCCGAGAGCGUAUACGAAUUAACGGCACUCCUAUUUCCGAAUCUACUUUUGCUCAGUGUUUUUUGAAAAUUUAUGGGCUUCUUCAAAAGUUGGAACAUCCUAAUGAGCUGUUCAAGCGGCAAAACGAAAUGCCCAUAUAUUUUUCUUUGCUAACAAUAAUGGCAUUUCAUAUUUUUAUGAAAGAAAAUGUGGAUGUGGCUAUAAUAGAAGUUGGAAUUGGUGGCGAGUAUGAUUGUACUAAUGUCAUAUUAAAUCCUGUAGUUUGUGGAAUAACCAGACUGGAUUUGGACCAUACUUCUAUUCUGGGCAAUACGAUUGAAUCGAUCGCUUGGCAUAAAGCUGGAAUAUUUAAGCCGUUUUCUUUUUGUACUUUUCGCCUUGCUCCUCGUUUUGAACAAUAUCACUGGCCUUCUGAUUUUAUUGAAAUGGGCAUUGCUGGUGAAUAUCAGCGUUCGAAUGUUUCACUAGCGAUGCAACUCGCAGUGUUGUGGCUAAAACGAACAAAAAACAUUGAAAAUAUGCCUGCAUUGUCUGGACAUCUAGAAUCGUACUCAUUGGACGAAUUAACUUUGCCCGGAUUUUCUGUUCCAGUCAAUUUCCUAGAUGCAUUGCGAUCGUGUAAAUGGCCAGGAAGGAGUCAGAUUUUACGAAAAGGUUCUGUAGUCUAUUGCUUAGAUGGAGCGCAUACUUUGAAAAGUAUGGAGAGCUGCGUAUCAUGGUUUCUAUUCGAACGAAAAUCGUCUAAGCGAAUUUCGACUUUUCGUCCUUAUCGAAUUCUUUUAUUUCACUGCACAGGAGAGCGAAAUCCUGCGGUUCUUUUACGUCGUUUAUCGGUGAUUUUUUAA